Cajanus cajan (pigeon pea) is the source of this 1047-nucleotide messenger RNA. RefSeq names its product gamma-glutamyl peptidase 3. Lineage: Eukaryota; Viridiplantae; Streptophyta; Magnoliopsida; Fabales; Fabaceae. The record is from RefSeq and is a predicted model, not a curated record. Gene Ontology annotation, cellular component: cytosol.
AUUCCAUGACCCAGUGUCUCCAACAGCAGAGAGAGAGAGAGAGAAAAAAAAAAAAAAAAGUUGUUUCUCUCCCUCUUCCCUCUGUCUGUGUGAGUAAGAAGACAUAUAAUUAAGGUUGUUUGAUUAGAGAUGGGUUUGGGGAAGAGGUAUGCGGUGUUAAUGUGCGGUGAGGACACGGAGUACUUGAUGAAGAAUCACGGAGGUUGUUACAACAUAUUCGGGAGAGUUCUUGCAGAGGAGGGAGAAACGUGGGAGCUUUACAAGGUUGUUCAAGGAGUCUUUCCUCAACACGACCAACUGGCUUCCUAUGAUGGCUUUGUCAUCACCGGAAGCUGCCACGAUGCUCACGCCAAUCAUCCAUGGAUUCAUGAUCUCAUCGCUCUCGUUCUCAAGUUGGACUCCAUGCACAAGAAGAUCCUCGGCAUUUGCUUCGGCCACCAGAUAAUUGGGCGUGCAUUGGGAGGAAAGGUGGGUCGCUCUCCCAAGGGUUGGGACAUUGGUGUUAGAGCUAUAAAUGUGUCAUCAUCUUUACCAUCAAAUUUGUCAUCUCUGAACCUUCCAUCAAAGAUUUCCAUUUUCAAAUGUCAUCGAGAUGAGAUCCUAGAGCUCCCUCCAAAAGCUGAAGUAAUUGCUUGGUCAGAAAUGACUGGAGUUGAGAUUUUUAGCUAUGGAGACCACAUGUUGGGAAUUCAAGGCCACCCUGAAUUCAACCAUGACAUCCUCUUCUAUUUUACUGAUCGUCUUCUUCAGGGCAAUUUGCUACAGGAAGAUUUUGCGAUGGAUGUAAAGGUUAAGGCGGUAUUGCGAGAGCCAGAUAGAGAGACAUUGAAAAAAUUGUGCUUCCACUUUCUAAAGGGUCAAUUGUGACUAAAAUAAUUGGAGGAAACGUGUUUUUUGUAUUUUACUUUGUAUUAUUGCUAUUUGACUACGUGUUUGUAAUUCAUGUUCACUAGAAAUAACAAACUAAUAUGAUGAUAAGCUCUUAUUCCUUCGUGAUAAUUAGAUAAUAUAGGAUAACAUGAUUUUGUGUUUAAAUAUAUAUUUGAA